Bursaphelenchus xylophilus (pine wood nematode) is the source of this 2115-nucleotide messenger RNA. NCBI's taxonomy places the organism in Eukaryota, Metazoa, Nematoda, Chromadorea, Rhabditida, Aphelenchoididae. The record is from the annotation of a GenBank genome assembly.
AUGAGUGGCCCGUUGUCUAAAAUUCAAGAACAUAACGGACUGGUACCGUGGUCGGUAAGUGGAGAUUGUUGGUUCUUGUGGGCUAAAGUAAAGAUGAAUUAAGUGUAGAAAACCCUUUGGAAGUUCCACUGCACUUUUACUAUCAGUUAUCAGUUAUGUCUUUAGAUACCGUACGACAACGACAACUCCCUGGGACCAGCAAAAGAAGCGAUAAAAGUGUGCUAUGAGCUCGAUUUUACUCCCGGGACCAUUCACAGUGCAAAGAACAUCUCAAAGAUUCUUGGUAAGUCCGUCGGCCAAGCAGAACGUCUUACAUGGCUCGGGACUUGGAAAUUUUUGAGUGUCCAGAAAAUGUGUCACGAUGACAACGGUUUAAAAUGUUCCAGUGGUAUAAAUAACGGCUGGGUACGGCUAGGAAAACUCCCUAGAGCACGACAAAAAAUUUCGGGCGCUGUGGCCAAUAAAAUCCAGAAAAUCCGUCAUCCAAUUUUGAGCAUUGCAAAAGUUUUUAACCGAAAUUUUUUAUGGGUGCUCCAGGAGGACUCCUAUACAUAUACAGCUGUUGUGUAUACUACUGUCACAUUUUAAACGAGUGUCAUUGUGACACAUUUUCUGGAUACACAAAGAUUUUUAACCCUUUCCGGACGAGUCGGCACGUAUAUAUUAAAAUGAAAGAGGGUACCCUACUGAGUAACGGCAUAAUAGUGGUUCAGCCCAUCGAAGCGUUAUUUGGGACUUAUGACAAAAAAUGUCCUGAAAAGUACCCCCACUUGACAUAUCACUUUUAAAAUUUUUGCGACAAGCUGUAAGUCGGAAACUACCCCUGAAUUAAAGUCGAGGAGUCCUAGUAUUGUUACAUCCAAGAACUGUCCAAAUCGGAGCACCAUAGGAUUUGUUAUCGAUUUUUGGAAAUUGAAUUUUUAAUUUUGGUCAAUUUUGGACCUAAAAUCAAGUAUAUCUUCCGCCGGUAUCAACCAUUUCGGUCCAAAUGUGGUUUUUCCGAAUCUAUUGUGAUGUUAGCUUCUUACUAGAAUAUUUCCAGAAAAAACCUACGAGGCAUAUUUCUGUAAAACGCGGAAAUGUUGAAAGUGUAAAGGUUUGAUCGUAUAAAAUGUCGCCGCGAGCCGCGAAGGGACGGGCGCAGCUCGAAACAAGAAAAUAAUAAUUUUUUCUUUGAUAAAUAUUAUUUUAGUGUCAACAAGAUGAUUCAACACGAAAUGCAGACAGGAAUAGCACACAAACGUUACCUAAAUGUCAUUUUUAUACUUUUACUCUGUUUUCAGGCAAUUUCCAUCGGUUUUAAUUUGGUUUCACACUAAAAUCAAAUUUCUCAAAAUUUUUUUAUUAUUUUCUCGUUUCGAGCUGCGCCCGUCCCUUCGCGGCUCGCGGCGACAUUUUAUACGAUCAAACCUUUACACUUUCAACAUUUCCGCGUUUUACAGAAAUAUGCCUCAUAGGUUUUUUCUGGAAAUAUUCUAGUAAGAAGCUAACAUCACAAUAGAUUCGGAAAAACCACAUUUGGACCGAAAUGGUUGAUACCGGCGGAAGAUAUACUUGAUUUUAGGUCCAAAAUUGACCAAAAUUAAAAAUUCAAUUUCCAAAAAUCGAUAACAAAUCCUAUGGUGCUCCGAUUUGGACAGUUCUUGGAUGUAACAAUACUAGGACUCCUCGACUUUAAUUCAGGGGUAGUUUCCGACUUACAGCUUGUCGCAAAAAUUUUAAAAGUGAUAUGUCGAGUGGGGGUACUUUUCAGGACAUUUUUUGUCAUAAGUCCCAAAUAACGCUUCGAUGGGCUGAACCACUAUUAUGCCGUUACUCAGUAGGGUACCCUCUUUCAUUUUAAUAUAUACGUGCCGACUCGUCCGGAAAGGGUUAAGUCCCAGGCCAUAUAUAAGAAUAGUGUCUGUUGUCUCCAACUCCAAUCGCUUGAAAACGACCGAAUUUGUCCGCUUUACUCAAGAUAUUUCAGAGUUUGGACCAAUCGAUAAUGUCACACAGAUCUUGCUCGGGCUCUAUUCCGAGAAUAAGCAGUUCAAGUGGCUUGAAACAGAGGAGCCAUACGAUUACAACAACAUCAGACCGGGAGUCGAGAUUCCGGAUGGCCCCACUUUUUAA